CCGGUUACAUUUUAAUGAUUUUAAGAAAUAUUACAGAAAAUUUGCCUACGUGAAGUUGCAGUGUAAUUAGAGCCGUAAAAUUUUAUCGUAAUCUUUAAAAAUACGAAUUAAUGCCGAUUUAAUGAGAAUUGAUUGAGUUCAAGCAAGUGAAAACAGUGUAAAUAUUUAGGAGACUAAGGAAUACGAAGCUCAACUGAACCUUUACUUUUACAAUUACAAGGGGGUGUGUCAGUUACUGUUUCUUUGGGAACUUUUUUCAGCUAUGAAUUGUAUAAGUCUUUAAAUGUUAUUUAUGCUCUGUUAUUAUUUUUGUCUCCAGAUUUCUUUCAAAAUUUUUUGAGAUUAACUUAUAACAAUGACAGACUCAAAGUAUUUCACCACCACUAAAAAAGGCAAGUUGCUUCAAAUUUGAACUCUUUCUGCAGUCUGCAUAUCCCCUACAAUAAAUUUGUAUUGUCAAUAUUGUUGUUAAUUAUUAAUAGAUUUUGUUUCAUUAUUAUAUAGUAUAGGCUUUGCCUCUAUAAAUUCUUAAAAUAAAUUUAAUCAACCUAGGUCUCCAUUAGGGGUGUGCCGGAUUCCGGUUCCGCCGGAUUUUGCACUAUCCGGUGAGAUCCGGUUCCGCCGGAUUUACAUGUAUCCGGAACAACAGGAUUCCGGAAUCCGGAAUAUACCGGAUUUCGGAAUUUGCCAGAUUUUGUGACUCACCGGAUCAUAAUCUGAAAUAAAAGUAAUUCUCUUUCCCGAAUUCCACACGAUCACGAUACAUUAAUCGAUUGUUUUGAGCGUUGAGCUUGUUUAAUGUUUAAUAUUCCGUACAUACCAGAGGCUAGAGUCAGCACCGCUAAUAGUGGCCAAUAGUGUAGGGACUUUGAUUAGAAAAUUUAAACUUUUUGUAAAAAUAAACCAAUGGCAUUGUUGAAAAGAUGUAAUUUUUUAAAGAAUUAUAACACCAAAAUCAUAUAUUUAGCUGUUGUAGUUUUAAAGUUAUGAAUUUUUAAAGUACGACUUGGUUUGUCAUUUUUUAACAUGGACUGCAUCUCCACAUUCUGUGAUCUCAUUCCGCCAAUCCCGUCAUGCGCAAUGACUAUAUAGUUUAUAUAAGGCAACGCAUUCCCUGCCUUAUCACUAAAAUACUGUUUAGACUUAGUUUAAACUUUCAACUUUGGCACAUGAAUAAUUAAUUAAAGCUUUCCCUGACCAAUGGUUUAAUAGUUUUUGCACACGGCAAACUCUUAUGAAUGAAACUCUGAGGUAGUACUACGAUACAGUUAUGCAAGUGGCUGUGAAUGGUUGCCAAUGACAACGUGUUGCACACGGUAAAUUCUGAUCAUUUAUAAUAUGGAUUCUACCGGGUUGUUAAAGCUCAAAUUAAAACAUUCCAGUUUAAAUGUCUUUAAAUGCAUUCUGAAACACAAGUUAUCAAUUAUUUUGAUGUAAAUAGUGAUAAUAAAUUAAUAUUUCCUAAGUAUCGUCAACUUCCGCCAUUAAAAAGGGGGGCGUGGCCAACCCCAUGGCGAAAUUAGGUUGAGCGAGCUGCAUAACCUGCUGCGAACGCGUAGAAACAUGGCGUCUCUCGUAAGACACUUAUCCAAAUGGAACGGAACUCAAAUAUAUAUCGAAAGUACUAAUUUAAUAAUAAAUAGACACACACAUCGGAAAAUUAAAAACUCGGAUUUUUUGGCGCCGAUUGCGAAUUCCCAUACACAAAAAGUAGUAGUCCACCUUGACUUACCGAAGUAUCUACCAAUAGUACCAAAAUCCGGAAUCCGGGAGAAACCGGAAUCCGGAUCCGGCGGAUUUCGCAUAAGAAAAUCCGGAUCCGGUUGGAAAAAACGGAUCCGGCACACCCCUAGUCUCCAUCUUAAUUUAAUUUUACAUAAUAGGCUAUAACCUACUCCAUAAUCUUUAAGUUAAUAAUAUCAUCAGCGAAUUGAUUAGAAAAAUAAAAAUGCUAAACAAUUUCCAGUUUUUUUAAAUUGGACAGUAAAAAAAGGAGACCCUAAAAACUAACUAAACUUUCUUUUAAGAUUAUGAUUAGUUUAUAUUCUCUGUCUUUACCACUCACCUUUUUUUAGACAGCCUAAAAAUGAUUAUUUUAUAUAGGUGAGAUAUUUGAGUUAAAAGCUGAACUAAACAGUGACAAGAAGGAGAAGAAAAAGGAAGCAGUGAAGAAAGUUAUUGCUAGCAUGACAGUUGGCAAAGAUGUGAGGUGAGAAUACAUUUCUCCAAAUGCAAAUUCAUAUAUUUUAAUUGUCAGUAAAAUAAAAGUUGUCACCAUUUUUCUGGCUCUGUGCAAAUGAUUUAUUUUCUUUUUUAUUUUAAACACUAUGCAUGUUAUGGAUGAAGUAAAAUUAAAAUUCAGAAAUAUUUAUUUUCAGUGCUCUAUUUGCUGAUGUUGUGAACUGUAUGCAGACUGACAACCUCGAAUUGAAGAAAUUAGUUUACCUGUACUUGAUGAAUUAUGCUAAGACUCAGCCUGAUGUUGCCAUUAUUUCUGUUAAUACAUUUGUCAGGGUAAGAUUUGUUUAUAUGUAUUUAUAAAACAUGUUAUAAAAUGAUGAUUUUUUUUAGAUGUUUACAGCAGACAAUAACAUACAAUUUUUCAAAUGACAUGUUGAGGUUAAAACUAUUUCAGAUUUGAGCAACAUUUUGUCAACACGAUUAUAGCUUUACCACCAUAUUAAUGUAUCAUAUUAGAUUUGUGGAAGCAGACAUUGCACAAGAGCUUCUGUGUAUACAUAGUUGUAAAAAGUAGCCAGUCUGUAUUUCAUUAAAAAAGAAAAUUGAUCAGUUAAAUUUUUAUACAUUUUCUAAGUUUGUAACCAUAGUUAAAUUAUUAUUUAUUUUAGUCAAUAUACAUUAAGAGACUACUUAUCUGUAAUUAAAUUAAUUCAGUUGACAGUGUUAAUUUACUCACUUUUCUCCAGAGUUGUUCCAUUCUAGUAUGAUAUUUUAUUUCUUCACAUUGCAGGAUUGUGAAGAUCCAAACCCUCUAAUACGAGCCUUGGCAGUUCGCACUAUGGGUUGCAUCAGAGUGGAUAAGAUCACUGAGUACCUUUGUGAACCUUUGAGGAAAUGUUUAAAAGAUGAAGACCCUUACGUGAGAAAAACAGCAGCUGUCUGUGUGGCAAAGUUGCAUGACAUAAAUGCUCAGCUUGUUGAAGACCAAGGUUUUCUUGAAGCCUUGAAAGAUCUAUUGUCUGACUCCAACCCAAUGGUGAGAUACAUCUGAUGUUAUUUUGAAUUCAUUAAGAAAGAAAAGUUUUGGUGGGGGUGUAUUUUUUCUUUAAAAAAAGGCAAUUUAUUUUCCAUAACUUAUAAAAAAGAUAAUUUACAUCAUGUUUUAUAGAGAUGAUGUAAAAUGUAGAAUACCUGUUGCUAACUAACUUGAAAGAACCUAUAUUUAAAAAGAAUUAUUAUUUUAGGUUGUUGCCAAUGCUGUAGCUGCAAUCUCUGAGAUCCUGGAGACAUCUUCAAAUCCUCAGCCAAGUCUUGAGAUGAAUUCAGGAACAAUUAACAAGCUUUUGACAGCUCUCAAUGAAUGCACUGAGUAUAUCCUCAUAUUUAUUACAUAUCCCUUAAUCCAGGGGCUCUUAACCUUUUUUGUUCCUUGAGCCCGUUUGCCAGCUGCCAUUCAGAUGGAGGUGAUGGAUCCCUUAUUAGAAUAAAUUUUCAUAUGUAUGAAAUAAGAUUAUAAAGAAAAUACACCUCACAGACUCUCUGACUCCUUUCAUAGACACUUCCCCUGGGGGUUUUUGGACCACGGGUUAAGAACCCCUGCCUUAAACCCUUAUCUGAUUAAAUAUUUUUUAUUAAAAUUAAAAUGUUUUUCAAUUUGUUUUUGAUAAGCUUGUUAUAACUUUUCCUUUUGAGUUUUAGUUCAUUUUUAAAGCCUUAUUUCUCUUUUAAUAUACAAUUUUAUUCAUAAUGUAAAACUGUAUGUUGAUUAAGUCAUUAACAGACUUUAAAAAGGAAUUCUUAUAAGUUAAAACAGCUACUUUAUUAUUUACCUUUUUCUAAUUGUAAUAUUUUAAAAUUUUAUUUUGCCCUCUUAGGUGGGGUCAAGUAUUCAUUUUGGAUUCAAUCUCCAACUACACACCUAAAGAUGAAAAAGAAGCUCAAAGGUAAGGUUUAAUAUUUAACCUAAAAUCUUACUUUAUGCCGAAAAGAUUUUUUAAAUUGGCACAUUAUGGUCUACAUGAAAUAUUUCUGGUUCAUCUCUAAAAGAUCAGAGCCCCAACCGUUAGAAAAAGACACUCAACAUGACACAGACCUGUUUACUCUUACGAUUUUGGCGUACAAUGUACGAUUUUGAGGUGUAUACAUUGUAUAUACUGUGUGUUUAUUUUUUUACUAUCAAGGUAAUAUAUGGAAAGAUUUUGUGAUGUUGUACGAUUUUAAGAGUUUGCUGGUAAACAGGUCUGAUGACAUGAUAACUUGAAUGGCAAGAGACAUGCUUUAUAAUUUAAAUAAGACAUUUAUUAGUUUAGUGCCGUGGUCGGCAAACUCUUGAGUCAAUAGACCCAAAAAUCAGCAGCAAGACGAUUACAUUUUUGAGAGCCAAAUUUCUUGUCAAGAACCAUGUUUUUCAAAGUCAAAACUGAUUUUUGGCCGACUGGCAGAGCCGCACUCAAGUUGUUAAAGAGCUGCAUGGGGCUCGGGAGCCGCGGUUUGCAGACUACUGUUUUAGUGUAACUGCUUUGUAGAGCUCAUUAUUGUAUGAUGUUUAUUUCUAAUAAUUGUAAAAAUUGUGAAUAUUUCUGUCAAUAAGUUUAUUGUGGACUUCACCAAUCUACUUCCCACUGAUGAUAUGGGUGAAUGCAAUUAAAGAUUACUUGCGGUAUGAAAUGAUCAUCUACAUUGAAUAUUAUGACUCACAUUUGUCAACAUGUGACUUUCAAGCUUUAGUUUAUUUUCUUUAUCCGUUACCCAAAAAAAGCUUUUGAUUGCAAGAGGGAAUAAAAGAAAUGAACGGAGGACUACUGGGUUGAUUUUGCAUGGACUAUUGCAAUGCUCUUAUGGUGGGUCUUCCAGCUACGCUCCUGGAUAAAAUUCAAAUAGCGCAGAAUAAUGCGGCUUGCAUUGUUCUCCGCAAACGCAAGUUUGACCAUGCAAAAACACUUCUGAGAGAGCUGCACUGGCUGCCAGUGCGUGCUCGCAUGGAGUACAAAAUCGCAACUUUGUGCUACCGCUGCUUACAUGACCUGGCGCCGUCCUAUCUGAAAGAGCUGCUGACGCCUUAUGUACCCACUAGAGAGCUCCGCUCAUCCGAUAGUGGCAAACUCUCGACACCACGUGUUUGCCUUGAGACUUACGGAAAGCGCACUUUCGCAUUUGCUGGUCCACUAAUUUGGAAUGCCCUUCCUGUCGAUCUCAGAAACAACCAGACACUGGAGUCCUUUAAAACCGAUUUAAAGACACAUCUAUUUCGCAAACACCUUCUGGGAUGAUUGUCAACAUUAUUUUCCAGUUAAUGCAUAAUGGCUGUGUUGCUUAUGGUUGAAAUGGCUAGAAAGACUUUGCCAUUGUAUGCUUGUACUUAGUUUUUGUCGUGUUGCGUUUGUUUUAAAUGUGGUAAACUAUAGAUUUGUUUUUUGUUGACUUUGUACCGCGCUUCGAGCCUUUGGGGAUGAAGCGUGUUUUUGAAAUGAACUUUAUUAUUAUUAUUAUUAUUAUUAUUGAUGGGUAUUUGUAAAAGUUUAAGCACUUAAACAUUUUCUUCUUCUUCAUAUUUUGUACAAAAAUUUCUUCAUUUUCUUUUUCUGAACAGCAUUUGUGAAAGAGUGACACCGCGUCUUGCUCAUGCUAAUGCUGCUGUUGUUCUGUCCGCUGUCAAGGUUAGUUUUGGUAAUAUAAAAUCUUUGGCAUAAUAUUCUUUUCUUGUCAGUUAAAAAAAAAACAUAGGCUAUUAAUCCAACUGAUGGUAACAAACAAUUAUAUAUAAAAGUAUUUUAAAAACUAAAAAUAUAGUGCAGGAACUUAAAAAAAUACAAAGAAGGCAUUAAUUUCAAAGCAAAUUAAAAAGUAAUGCGAGAAAUCCCACUAAAACAAAUUUUUUUUACAAUUUAUGAACCCAAAUAAACUUUCUGAUAAGUUGUGCAUUAAAACUAAAUGAGUUUUUCAUGAAGUCUGGUAGCUGUAACAUUAACAAUGUGUUUGUUUUUUAAUUUGAAAAUAACAAAAACUUUUUUAUAAUCACCAAAUCAUUAUUUUUUAGUUAUUUUCAAUAAGCCCUGCAUUUCCUUAAAAAAAUAAAAACUUAUUUUUGUUGCCAACACCAACAAAAUGACCAAAUCUUGAACUUACUAUAGAUCAAGUGUCAGCUGUGAGGGAGAAUUCAUAUUUUAAACAAUUACAUAAAGAUCAAUCAGCUUGCAUGCCUUGCAGAAACAACACUUUGCUUUGAAAAGCUUGCCAUACAGCUUAUGUAUUUUCACUCCAAACCAACCUUUCUGUGAUAUUGGUAUCUAUAUUUUAACUCUGACAUCAGAAUUUUCUUGCUGUGUUUUAGGUUAUCAUGAAGUACAUGGAAGUACUGGACAUACAUGGUGACUACGUGACCAUGUUAGUUAAAAAGCUGUCCCCACCACUUGUCACUCUCCUCUCUGCAGAGCCUGAGAUACAAUAUGUAGCCCUGAGGAAUAUCAACUUAAUUGUGCAGAAGAGGUGUGUAAACCUUGGUGAUUAAGAUUUAGUGCAGCAAAAAAACAAACAAAAGCAUGGGAAUGUUAUAAAGAAGUUAGCUUGUAUCCACCAUAUAAAAAAAUAUUUGUACAUUUUUAAAAUAGAAAUGCUUAUUCACUUUUUGACCAUUAUAGAUAGAUAGAUGUAGAUGAGAUAUAUAGAUGUAUAUGUUUUUAUAUGCUCAUCAGUCUUGCAAUUAAUUUUGUAAAAAUACAAAAUAACCAAGAAUUUUGUGUGAAAAAUUGUAAUUUGUUAAUAUAAUUUACAGGUCGGAUAUCUUGAAGACUGAGAUGAAAGUAUUCUUUGUUAAAUACAAUGAUCCUAUUUAUGUAAAACUUGAAAAGCUUGACAUUAUGAUUCGACUCACCAAUCAAGCCAACAUAGCUCAAGUUUUAGCUGAAUUGAAAGAGUAAGUUUGGUUUAAGGGCAUGUACUUUUUAUAAAAAAUAUAUUUGUUAAACAUUUGGUAAUUUAAGAUCAGAAACUUUUAAAAGGUCAUUUGCAGUCCCAGAAAAACAUUCUUUUGUCAUGUGAUGUUUAUAUGUGGACUGUGUUAUUACUUGGGUGAUCCCCAACUUAUAUUAUGUUAAAUCAUUUCAGAAAAUUGUAUAAUUCACCAAUAUCAGAAGUUUCAAAAGUUCUGUUUUAAGUAUAAUAAAAAAUAUUUUUUUGUGAUAGCCACUGUGUAGACUAAAGUUCAGAACCCAACAAAGUUAUUGAAAUGUUAAUAAUAACCGUACAUCACUCAGAUAUGCUACUGAAGUUGACGUGGACUUUGUUCGAAAAUCAGUGCGUGCUAUUGGAAGGUGUGCCAUAAAAGUAGAACAAGCAGCCGAACGCUGCGUUAGCACUCUUCUUGACCUCAUUCAGACUAAAGUCAACUAUGUUGUACAAGAGGCUAUUGUGGUUAUCAAGGUAUUUAAUAGUUAGCUUACUUUAUUAUUACCUCCUAAUCUGAUCUCAUUAAGAUUUCAAUGAAAACAAUUCAUCAUAUUUGAAACAGGUAUUUUCAUAAAAAUCAGAUUAUUUUUCUAGGGCUCUAUCAUGGCUUUUCAUAUCCAGAAUGGUUUAGUUUUCACAUUGAUUGCCUUGUAAUAAUUUUGUACAAUAGAAAUGAAGUCCACAUUUUUCUGAUAUGCACAAACCAUUUAAAAGAUAAGCCUCUGAUGUGCAAUAUUGAGAAUUUUGCAAAAAACAUACUUACACAUUAUAAGACACACUCACAGACAUAUAAACUAGCAAGGUCAAACAAAAUAUGCAUGAUCCAGUUGUCUUUUACCUUCCCUUCACAGGAUAUCUUCAGGAAGUACCCCAACAAGUAUGAGAGCAUUAUUGCUACACUGUGUGAGAAUCUUGAUACUCUUGAUGAGCCAGAGGCCAGGUAAAGGAACAAUUUUAUUCAGAAGGAAUGCAAAAUACUUCAGAAAUUGUAUGAAAUUUAUAUGUUUUUCAGCUAAGCGUUGUUUGGCACUGUUAACGUUAAGUGAAAUUUGUAAAAAAUGUUGGCAUGCAUUUUGUUUCAUAAUGAAAUCAAUUUACUUCCCAGAGCCUCCAUGAUUUGGAUUAUUGGUGAAUAUGCUGAAAGAAUUGACAAUGCUGAUGAACUAUUAGAAAGUUUCUUGGAAGGUUUCCAAGAUGAGAACACACAGGUCUGUUAUAAUAUAAUUAUAACAAUAAGUCAAAACUCUUGUGUUUUGUUUUUAAAAUGUUAUAUUUACACAAUUACUGAAACUCAUUGCGCCUUUUGUAAAACAUUUUGUGCAGGUUCAGCUCCAACUCUUGACAGCUAUUGUCAAGCUGUUUUUGAAGAGACCUACAGACACACAAGAAUUAGUGCAGCAAGUGCUCUCACUAGCCACACAGGUAAACUUUCAAAUGAUUUUGAAAUAUGGUGAACAGAAAUUCAGUUACCACUUGUAAUGUCAAUUUCAUGUUACAUGCCCACUCAAAAAAUAUCACAUGAAUUGUGGCAACGUAUUCUCACAUUCUGUGCUUAUUUUAAACAAAGCAAUAUACAAUAUAAUUAGUAUCAUCCAAGGAAGUGAAGAAUUCAUGUAUAAAGAUGCUUUUAAAUUUAAAAUUACGAUAAGUGACCGAAAUUAAUUAUACUUUCAUUAUUUUAACGAGAAGAAUGACAAGAUUCUAUCAAAUUCAGAAAAACAUUAAGCUGAGACUAUACAAACUUAUUUUUUGAGGAAAAAUUUCGUGCAAAUCUUUUUUUUUUUAAAUGUCUGAUUUUUUUAAAACAUAUUUUUUGUUCAGUUUUGUUCUUAUUUUUAAAAAAUCUGUUUGUUUGUUUUAGGUUUUCAAAUUAAAGAAAAGUAAAGCGGUACAAACCCUAACUGAAACAUUAAUUUCAAAUUGAAGAACUACACAACCCUGAUUUCUGUAUUUUUUAGGCUGUAACGUUGAAUGACAUCUUGAUUUUCUCAAUGUAGGACAGUGAUAACCCUGAUCUGCGUGACCGUGGUUACAUUUACUGGCGUCUGCUUUCAACUGACCCUGCUGCAGCUAAAGAAGUGGUUCUUGCUGAGAAACCCCUCAUCUCAGAAGAGACUGAUCUUAUUGAACCAACAUUGUUAGAUGAACUCAUUUGCCACAUUGCCAGUUUGGCUUCUGUCUACCACAAGCCUCCAAAUGCUUUUGUGGAGGGUCGUGGCGUUUUGAGACGCUCUUUGCCUCGUAACCAAUCGUAAGUCUUUUAAAAGUAGUCAACUGUGUAGUCAAACCGUUUAAGGAAUCAAAUAAUAAUAAUAAUAAUAAUAAUAAGUGGUCUUAUAUAGCGCGGUACCCCGGCCUAGGGCUGGGCUCACCGCGCUGUACAUAUAUAGCAAAGAGGCAUAAUCAUAAUAUUAAAAUAAAAUACAUAAAUGAAAUAAAAACAACAUAUAAGCAAAACAACACCAUAGGUAUAUUCAUCCACCCACACCAGACAUUUUUACAAGGAAACCCAUGUACGUUUAUCGGUUUAUAGGAGGAGAAUCAGUCAGAGUAGUAUAGUUUAAAUAGAUGUGUUUUGAGUGCAGUUUUGAAGGCCUGUGUGGUUGUUAUAUUGCGGAUGUGUAGUGGCAAAGAAUUCCAUUGUUUGGGGGCGCAGAAAGAGAAAGAUCGUUCACCAUAUAAUUUAGUGCGUGUCUUGGGAACGGACAGAAUACGCGAGUCUGCGGAGGAGCGAAGUUGUCGAAGGGGUGAAUAGACAGAAAGAAGUUCAGUUAGAUAGGAAGGGCAGGAAUCCGAGAAAAAGUUGUGACAGAGAAGAGACAGCUUGUAGUCAAUGCGUGCCUGUAUAGGGAGCCAAUGUAGUGAGUGGAGUAGUGGAGUGACGUGAUCGCGUUUUUUUGCCUUAAGAACAAGCCUAGCAGCAGAGUUUUGAACUUUCUGCAGUUUUUCUAUAAAAUGUUUCGGUGAACCUGACAGAAGUGAGUUGCAAUAGUCAAGACGAGAGAGAACAAGAGCACAGACUAGAGUUUUUGUUGCGCUAACUGUCAGGUAGUGGCGGAUGGAGCUGAUCUGACGGAUGGCGGUGUAUGCCGAACGACAAAUGUGAGAGAUAUGUUUAUCGAGAGACAUGUUGUUAGAAAGAAUAUAACCAAGAUUCCUAGCAGAGGGUGUAAACUAUUAUUUUAAUGAAUGAGACUAAAAGUUUUUAGAACAAGAAAGUAAAUAUAUUUAUUUUUUUAAUUUGACUGAAAAUGAAAUUAAUUACAAAUGGAGGAUUACACUUGGAGUACCGGUAUGCAUUUAGGUUAUAACUCAAGAUGUAAGUAUGUGAAUUAGAAUUUAAUUAGUGAUUAAUUGAAAGCACUUGUAGGUGCAUCAUUGUGAAUAUAAUAUACAUUUACCUGUAAGUCGAAGGAUUUAACUUCUAUUAUCUAGUGUACCGUUGUUUUCUUUCCAGUGGCGAUGCUGCAGCCGGUGAAUCGGUCAUUGAGACACAUGCUCCAGCUGUUCAACAAUCAACGGUCAUUCCAGGGGUUGAUUCUCUCAUUGGCGAUUUGCUAGACAUGGACAUUGGAGGUCCCACCUCUUACCAACAGCAACAGAUGAUGAAUCAGAUGCCGAUUUCGGCCCCUCCACCAGCAGGAGGUGUAGACUUAUUAGGAGAGGGACUUGAUACUUUGGUGAGGACCAACAUGCAUUUUUCCUGAUCGUUUUAAUUGUGAGAUUGUAAAAAUUUUAUAAAAUGAAAGAUGUGUCUUGAUAUUUGACAUUGAGGUAUUGUUGAUACCGACAAAAAUAAUUUAUGGCAUGGACUAAAAUUUUUUUUAUUGUCCCAUUUAAUUAAUUGAAAUACUUACAAUUUAUAUCUCAACAGCUUGGUGGUGGUGGAGGUGGGAUGGAUACGCUUGGUGGUCUUAGUGAUAUAUUUGGAAUAACAGUGCAAUCGUCAUUCUACACUCCACCUCAAGAGGUAAGUAUAUUUUAGGUUAAAAAAUGAGCAUGAAGCUACUAGUAUCUAACUAAACAGCUAUAUGAAUUUUUAUUAUUAAAAGAAAAAUUAUUGUAUGAAAAAAAGGAAAUGAUGAUGAUUGAAAUUUGUAUUUUGUUUUAUCAUCAUAAAUAGUUUACUACUAAUACUACUGAUGUUAUAAAUAACGUACCGUACUUAAACACAUUAAACAGAUACUAGCAUUAGUGCUUGUAAUGACAGAUAGAAUUUUAAAGUAUCAUUUAAUGAGUAAAUUCAUAUUAUUUAAAAAAUAAAAUACCAAAACAUAACCUUUUGUUUUAGCAUAAGCCAAUUGUGGAACAAUUUAUGUGAAGGCUUGAAAUGAAAAGAUAGGACAAAUGAAGCUUAACCACAUUGCUGAGCCCUAAACAUGUUUGUGUAUUAUUGACUGAUUGUUUAACUAUGGUUUAACUAAAAACAAGAAACUUAUUUCUAGGUUUGGUUGACAGCAGCUAAGGGAAAAGGAAUGGAGAUAACUGGAACAUAUACCAGAAGGAACAAACAGAUUUACAUGGAGCUUACAUUCACCAACAAGGCCAUGCAGCCCAUGUUAGGAUUUGCUAUACAAUUUAACAAAAACAGGUAACAUUUAGCAAUCUAUUUCAAGCUUUACCAAAUAUCUGUAACUAUAUUGUUAUUUCAUUUGGUAUGUGAUUGAAAAAUAUCAAUCAAAUUAUACAAUCAAAUCAAAUAUCUUAUUAAAAUUCAUUAAAAUGGUUGGAAGUGGAAAUUUUUUUUACAUUCAUUGCCCUUUGUAUGCAUUGGAAAACAUGUCAAAUAAAAACAAAUAACUUUUUCUAUCAGCUUCGGUAUACAACCCGCAAGCCCUCUUCAACUCCAGUCACCACUGCCUCCCAACCAGAGUGCAAGCACAUCCCUGCCUCUAAACACACAAGGACAAAUUCAAAAGAUGGAGCCACUUACAAAUCUACAGGUAGUGUAUGUUUUAUCAUUAAUACAUUUGGAUGUCACAAUUUUAUUCCAGAAUGUGGUAUUCAAUCUAAAAAAUAGCUAUCAUAUCUUCUUAAUUUAUUUAAUGAAGAAUAUUAUUGUAGCUAAUUUGAUAUAAAUUAUCCUUUACUUCUAUUACAUGUAUGUUAAUACCAAACCUAUUGAUCUGUUAUUCUCUCUUAUUUUUCACCAGUGAAAAUCAAAGACAUUAUUUAUUGUUAUCUUAUUACAGUGAUGCAUAGCUUGAAGAAACUUUAAAAUUAUUUUAUGUAUUUAAGAAUUUAAUUUGAAAUAAUGUUGUUUUGGUAUAUCAUGCUCUUAGAAAGUCUUUGUUUAUAAGUUUGUCUUAUAAGAAAGUACCCUUUCAGUUACAUAUAUUAAUAACCUAUUUCCCAAAAAGACUACUUUUUAUUCACUUACAAUUCAUCCUUCUCUGUUACAUUAUCCAUUAGUAUUUUACUUGCAUUAGAUUUUCCACUUUGAAUUAAAGCUAACAAUGAUUUGAUUAUGAAUUUACUAGGAAAUGAAAAACGUAUAUGUAUUGAGAGAUUUACAUAUUACAAAUCUUGGGGUGAAAAGUAUCUGCCUUUUCUGUGUAGACAGUGUUAAGAUGCAAUAAGUAUUGUUUAUCGAAACCUUAACUAAUUUUAUUAUUAAAAUGUUGAGGACCACAUGGUUUUCAUGUUGUAUGCUGGUCCAAUUUUUUUGUAUGCUGGUCAAAUCUUUCCAAUUUUUUUUUUUUUAAAGUUAAGGUAAAGAUGAUUUUUCUAAAAUGUAAAAUAAAUAUUUGAAUUUGAAUCAUUUAAAACUUUAUAUUAAAAUUCAGGUUGCUAUCAAGAACAACAUUGGAGUAUUUUACUUCAGCUGUCAGAUUCCCAUGCAUGUUCUGUUUACUGAGGAGGGCGAGAUGGAUAAGAAAGAUUUCCUUGCCUCAUGGAAGGAGAUUCCUUCUCAAAAUGAGGUCCAGUCCACCAUUACAAAUGUUCAGCACAAUGCUGGUAAGGGUACAGAUAAUAGGAAAUAGAUGGGGGGUAAUAUGACAAAGGUUUUUGUUAAACUAACAUCAAAUGUUUGGGAGAAUAGCUGGGCAAUGUAAGUGUAAAAAUAUUUAUCCUAUCCAUGAAACGUUUAAAUAUUUUUAAAUAUUUCGGCAGACAAAGCUGUAUAUAAUUUAUAAAAAGCAGAACAAAAAAAUGAAACGUUUAAAUAUUUUUUUGUUCUGCUUUUUAUAAAUUAUAUACGGCUUUGUCUGCCGACCACAGUUCUUUUCACUCCAUCAGUCAGGAAAUUAUUACCAUCAUAUUAUAACAAUAAAUUGAAGUGAUCUUUUCUUAAUGGGAUUGCUAUUGUAAUAUCCUAUCUUGAAGUAAAAUAUACAAAUAUCCCUUUUAAGAAAUUUUUACAUGUGUAAUGUUGUUUGUCUUAACACAUGGGUCAUCAACCAAUUGCACACUGUAGAGCAAAAAUUAAUAAUAAAUGAUUACAAAUUUUGUACUAUAAGUCAGGCUGAUGGAUAUAAGAUGAAUGAAGUAGAAAUCCUACUUGGGCACAAUAUUACCAAAAGCUUGUCAAGCUUUUUAACACAUUCAUUACAUUAUAUCAUAAUGGAUGGAAGAGCAAAUAUAAAUUGAUAUGUUAAAUUUUUUUAUAAAUACAUUUCCAAAGUAUAAAACUAUAAAAUUUAAUUAAAUAAUAAACAUUUCAAUAAUUUUAACUUUGGAUAUAGUUUUGGAUUUCACAUAAUGAUUGCAUCAGUAAUUAUCCCAAAUAGCCAUACAGGUGUGAAAUAAACCAAUGGCUCUGCUGACCAUUUCAUAUGUAUUUGGAGUAACAUGCGUGUGAAAAUUUCAUAUCUAUAUGAAAAGAAACUGUUCUCUUUUCCAUGGCUAUUUUAAACAAAAAUUUGGUCUAUUCUUUACAGAUACAGUGUCACAGAAGCUUCGUAACAACAACAUCUUCACGAUUGCCAAACGAAAUGUUGAAGGUCAAGACAUGCUGUAUCAAUCACUUUCUCUGACCAAUGGUAUCAGAGUUCUAGCUGAGCUUAAAAUUCAGCCUGGAAUGUCCAAUUUCACUGUAAGUAUCAGCACAGAAAGUGCAUGCCUCAAGCUUUAUACAUUUGUCAUCUUGAAAUCUCUUUAUUACCAGUUAAUGAUGUAAGCUUUGUUCUAACACUCAGCUUCUAAAUAUGUAUAAGUAAUUUGUACACCGGCAUUGUUUGCCUCUAGGUUAUAGCUUCAUGUUAAAUCCUCACCUUUAUCUUACCUUUAAAGAUGUUUUCAAUUUUCCUGUAACGAAGUGUAUCUUGAACUGUAUUUAUGUUCUGACUUUUCAAGAAAAAGAUCUUUUGUGUAUAUAAUGCGUGUUGAUUUGAAAAAUAAUGUAUUUGUAUUACUUUUUUUUAAAAAUCUUGUUUCCAUUUUCUAAUUGUGGCUGUAUACUAUAAGGUUUACUCAGCAAGGUGUUAAUAACUAAAAGUGCCUUUUAUUAAUACUUUUGGAACAAGACUGACUGACCAGGGGUUCUAUAGAUAUUGGCUUAGCUACAGUUAAUAUGCAAAAGGCUAUGAUUAGUUUAACCCAUAUUUAGUAGUUUGAUCUUUUUUAGAUUUGAACAGCCUGAACAAGAGCCUGUUCAAGUAUUUUGCCUGGUUUUUUAAAAAUAACAAUACUUUUUUUUUAGAAUUGAACAUUGUGGUACCGGUAUGUAGAGAAUAUUUAAGGAAUUCUUCAAAUGAGAGGAUAUCAAAUUUGUAGUAUUUCAAGUUAUAAGAAUAGGAGAGAAUACACAAGCCAUAAAUAAGGUGAAGGGAAUGUCAGCUAAUGAUGAUAUGGAUACAUUUACUUUCUGCAAAGUUGGACAACCACACAAAACUCACAUUUCUUAAGAUAUGAUAUUGGAAAUUCAACAAGAAGCAUCUUAACCACUUUCCAAUGUACAGGAUAGCAACAUGAAACUUUGUUCUUAACCAAACCUCUUGGUCCGAAUUCUUGAUCUUUGGCUUCAGCUCAAUAUAAUUUUUAAGAUUAAUAACUCUUCUUCCACAACUGCCUCAAUUUCUGAACAUUGAUUAAUCACCAUUCUGGAAUUUUAUCAAAAUUUCUAUAAAUUGCUCCGACAUAUCUGUAAGUAGCAUUUUGAGAUGGUAGCAAAAUACUUGAAGAUUACCCUUUUACUAACUUUCUAAUUCAGACAGGCAUUGAGAUCAGAAUAACUUGUGACAGACCAUAGUUUGCUUGAACAAAGUUAAUUUUUAUUAAAAGGUAGAGAUGAAUGAGACAAGUUCGAUUAGAGAACUACAACAUUUGCCAGUUUAUUUUUCUUGGUUUGGCUGCAUCGACAAAAUGGCAAAUUAUCUGCUCCUCAUUGAUGAUUGCCAGCAUGCUUAAACCCCACUGUCAUUUCAGCAUUGAGUACAACAACUCAACCACUGUCAGGCCUGUGGCUAGCCGACCAAAUGAGAAAAUUAUAUGAGUACCGUUGGACACAUGCAUUACCAACAUUUUUUUUCAUUCCAGCUGUCAUUGAAGUCUCGGGUGGAGGACAUCUGUCCCUUCAUUCAGCAAUCUUUUGAUACUAUUCUACACAACUGAACUCGGAUGAACUUGGCAGUCAGCCAUUCUGAAAAAGGUCCUUAGCUAGAUUACAAUACUAUGGAGAAGUACUCUCCUCUGUGUUAUAUGGCUGCCCUUUAAAGCUGUACAUUGCACUGUACACUUUGUUUAUUUUUAAUUACCCUAUACUUAGAGCUUAUAAGUUUUGAUUUGAUGUUUAGACUUGUUUAAAAAUUAGGUCACAUCUAAGGACCCUUUUCAUCAGCAUGUAGUGCACAGGCAUUUAAUUGGCUGUAUAUCACUUUAUUUUGUAAAACUUAAUUUGAUAAAAAAAAAAUAAGACACUAUUAGAUUUUUCUCAUCUAUUUUGACCCAUCCUAAUUUUGGUUUGAAUUUGCUUGGAUUUGUGGGGAGAUGUCAUAUGUUGUCGUUUUUAAACUUAAAUAUAUCUUAGACUUGAAUAGGGAAAAAACGUUUUUUUUUAUUUUUGUAUGUCAUGUUACCAUAUUUACUCUUUAAAUUAAAUUCCACAUCUUUUAUACCAUGUAAGCAUGUUUUCUGAAAAAUACUAAUUUAAAAAAUCCAAGUUUUGUUUAAAUCUAAAUAUUUUGUAGCAUGUUUUUAAAAUGUAUGCCUCUAAGUUUAAAAAAAAAUGUGUUUAAUUUUAUUCACAUUCUUAAAUGUUUAAUAAUGCAUAUUUGUAGUAUUUUUUUAAUGUGUUUAUCCAUCAUAUGUUUAAUAUUACAACUGAUCAUAGUAGAUGACAGUAUUCAGUUUUUAAAAGUGAUAGCAAUAUUGAACCAAUGAAAAGAAGGAAAUGCAAAUUUUCUUAUGUCAUUACAGACUAAUGCAACAAAAGUCAAGAAUUGCAAAAACAACCAUCAAUAAUUUCCAGUUGUUAAAUUUCUGUUUCACCUCCUUUAUAGACAUAAUACUAUAAUAUCCACAGAAACUUACCAUACGGUUUUAAUAAUUUUAUAAAAAAAAGACUUAUACCAGUCCCUAGGAAUAUGAAAAGGAUUAACAUGUUCACAGUAUUUCCUGACCACUGCACCAUCCUCCCACCCCCAUUCAAUUGCUAAAUCUAUGUACAUAAUGUGUUUAAUCUAUCUUGUAAUUUCUCUUCCAUCCAGCUGUCCCUCAAGUCCAGAGUGAUGGACAUUUAUCCAUUCAUUCAACAAGCUUUCGAUACCAUUCUUCAUAACUGAGAUGACAUCACUGCAUCAAAGAAACUGAUAAUAAUAAUAUUCAUCAUAAUUCUAUGUUAAAUGUCUUGUGUACUUGGUAGUGGAGAAGUUAACAGAUUAAUGUUCUAGAAAUAUUGAAAGCAUUUAAAUUAUUCUAGCAAGUUUUCAUUAUGUGUUUAUAUUGCAUGUGCCAAAUACAGCACUAAGAUGUAGAUGGCUGGUUGGAUCAGAGUUAAAGGUUAUGGUAGGAAGUAUUGCACCCAAGUACAGGAACCAAUUAUUGGUUAUUUAAAAUAAUUUGAUCAGAGUUUGCGAGUAAAUUUGUCUUCUGUGUCAAAAUAUAGUCCUUAUCUUUAAAAAUAAAUCUUUGUUUUCAUCAAACUUUCUUUUUUUUAUUAAAAAAAAACAACACAUUUUCUUAGGACAUUCCUUUUAUUACCAUUUUUUUCAUAAUUUUCCAAUUAUCACUUAUGCCUUAUCGCAUAGUCCACUGCUAAGCAUAGACUAUAUUAUAAGUAACUUAUUUUUAAUUGCAUUUGUUAAUGAAAUGGUUGUAUUAAUCCCUUUUCCCAUAAUAAAUAGGUUAUUAAUAAUGUUGUCUGUUGCUGUCUGCUUAUUUGAAUUAGUUUUAUAAUUAACAAUUUUAGAUAAAUCAUAUAUUUCGAAUUGAUGUUUAUCACUAUGUCAGGUUUUUAAAAAAAUGAUUUGUCUUUCUAACAAUCAUUAUUUACACACUUCAAGAGCAACCUAGUUUGGAUAGAUCAAUCAGUGGCUAGGCCCCGGGUCUAAAACCUUUACAUGGCAAAGAGCCAAAUAUUAAAUUUUGAUCUAGUAGCCAAGAGCUUCAUGAGAAAGAUAAAAGAGCUUUAGGUUCCCGACCACCGGGCCAGGUAAACCAAGCAAUUCCUAGAUCAGCUUCACAUGGUUGUAUGCUGCAUUGGUAUUAUAUUAUUUUAUAUAAAGAUUGAUUUAAUUUUUAAAAAUACAUGUCAAUGUUGACAAAUUUGGAGAACAAAGGCAAAAUAAAUAUUGGAUUAGCAUGUUUAAAAAAAAAUAUUCUUGACCAAUCAAGUCUCUUGUCAAACAAGAAAAUCUCAACAAAAAUAUAAUAAUGAUUGUUCAAGUGUAUUAGUUAUUUCAUUUAAGUCAGAAACUCUGUUACAUACAAAAAUAUUUUGAUCAAAUGACACAAUUUAGUCUAACAUUUGAUCAAUUUAUCCAUUGGCUUUUUGGAGAC
This is a messenger RNA of Lymnaea stagnalis (great pond snail), 18063 nucleotides long. The record is from the annotation of a GenBank genome assembly. Lineage: Eukaryota; Metazoa; Mollusca; Gastropoda; Lymnaeidae.